This is a messenger RNA of Drosophila albomicans, 3804 nucleotides long. It is a transcript of the gene SMC2, whose product is annotated as structural maintenance of chromosomes protein 2. Gene Ontology annotation, cellular component: chromosome. The record is from RefSeq and is a predicted model, not a curated record. Gene Ontology annotation, molecular function: ATP binding; ATP hydrolysis activity; protein binding. The coding region runs from base 108 to 3641 and encodes 1177 amino acids. Gene Ontology annotation, biological process: chromosome organization. Lineage: Eukaryota; Metazoa; Arthropoda; Insecta; Diptera; Drosophilidae. The transcript has 8 exons.
AUAGGAAUUCCGAAAAAACGGCGGCACAAGCGGUUUUAGUUAUUCUGUCGUUUGAGUUGUAGUUAGAUUGAAAAUAAUUCUGAGCAACUGGAUGUUUAAUUCUUAAAAUGUAUGUGAAGAAACUGGUGCUGGAUGGCUUCAAGUCAUACGGCAAGCGCACAGAGAUCGAAGGCUUCGAUCCCGAGUUUACAGCGAUCACAGGUCUCAAUGGAUCCGGCAAAUCUAAUAUUUUAGACUCGAUUUGCUUUGUGCUGGGCAUAAGUAAUUUGCAAAAUGUGCGUGCUUCAGCGCUGCAGGAUUUGGUGUUCAAGAAUGGGCAGGCGGGCAUAACGAAGGCAACGGUUACAAUUGUUUUCGACAAUACAAAUGCCCAGCAGUGUCCUCCUGGCUAUGAGAAGUGCCGUGAGAUCUCUGUAACCCGUCAAGUAGUUGUCGGUGGCAAGAAUAAGUUUCUCAUCAAUGGCAAGCUGGUACAGAACAAGAAGGUGCAGGACUUCUUCUGCUCCAUACAGCUGAACGUAAACAAUCCCAAUUUCCUGAUCAUGCAGGGCAAGAUCCAGCAGGUGUUGAACAUGAAGCCCAAGGAGGUGCUGUCCAUGGUCGAGGAGGCGGCGGGCACCAGCGUCUAUAAGACCAAACGAGAUGCCACCAAGACGCUGAUCGAGAAGAAGGAGGGCAAAGUACGCGAGACGUCGGCACUGCUAGAAGAGGAGGUGCUGCCAAAGCUUGACAAGCUGCGCAAGGAACGCACUGCCUACCAGGAAUACCAGAAGAUUUGUCGCGACAUUGAAUUCCUCACCUAUAUCUUCAUCUCGGCCAGAUAUCUAAAACUAUGCGAUGCGCUGCAGUCGGUAGAGGCCAGCGAAGAGAAGAUCGAGAAUCGCAUUGCCACUUGCCGCGAGACACAUGCUCGCAAUCUCGAGGAAAUUGAGAGCACCGAUGUGAAGGUGAAGGAUAUACAGCAUAAGAUCGACGAGGAAAUGGGUGGAGCUCUCAAGUCACUUGAGGAGCAGCUGUCCGCCAAGCGGGCCAUCGAAGCCAAGGCAUCAGGCAGCCUUAAGGCAGCCAAGGGUACAAUUGAACAGGACCAGAAAAAGAUUCGUAUGGCGAAUAAGAACAUAUCCGAGGAUGAAGCUGCACUGCUCAAGAAACAGCAGGCCAUGGCCAUGGUGAAGGACGAGUUCCAGGGCCUUAAAGAUGCCGAUGCCAAUGAUGCCAAGGCCUACGAAGAUGCCAAGCGUAAAUUGGAGGCUGUUUCACAGGGUCUUUCUACUAACGAGGAUGGCGAAGCGUGCACGCUGCAGGAGCAGUUGAUUGCUGCCAAGCAACAGCUCAGCGAAGCACAGACUACAAUUAAAACAUCCGAAAUGGAGCUGCGACACACACGUACUUUGCUCAAUCAGAAGCAAGGCGAGACACAAACAAAUGAUGCAGCCUACACCAAGGACAAGUCAUUGCAGGACCAGCUGGAGGUGGAAGUAAAGAACCUGGAGCAUCAGUUGCAGGGUCUUAACUACGAAGGCGGCCAGUUCGAGCAGCUAAAGGAACGUCGCCAAGAAUUGCACAAUGAAGUGCGCGAGAUUAAGCGUGAAUUGGACAGACGCAAUGGAGCUCGCUACGAUCUGCAAUAUAAUGACCCAGAGCCGAAUUUCCAGCGCCAGAAAGUGCGUGGCAUGGUGGGCAAAUUGUUUCAGGUCAACGAUAUGAAUAACUCCAUGGCCAUCUCGAUGGCAGCUGGCGGUCAUUUGUACAGCUAUGUGGCCGAUGAUGAUGUGACGAGCAAGAAGAUUUUGCAGCGUGGCAACUUACAACGUCGCGUCACUUUUAUACCCAUCAACAAGAUCACUCCAUCGCCUUUAAGUCCACAAGUUAUCCAGUAUGCCAAGAAUACUUAUGGACAUGAUAAUGUGGAUUCGGCCAUGUCACUCAUCAGCUAUGAUCGCUACUUCGAGCCAGUGAUGCAGUUUGUCUUUGGAGGUAUACUCAUCUGCAAGGACUUGGAGGUGGCCAAAGGAUUGAGUGCAGAUCAACGCAUUGGAGGUCGCUGUGUGACUUUGGAGGGCGAUGUUGUCGAUUCGGCAGGCACUUUGUCUGGUGGCGCAGCACCCAAGGGUGCGAAUAUCCUCGAGGAAUUGAGCAGCCUUCGUAAUUUAGAGAAAGACCUCAAUGCCAAAAUGAAUGAACUAAAGCAAGUCGAGGAACAAUUAAACGCUAUUGAAAAUGUAGCACGUAAUCACAACAAGCUGAAGGAAGCACUUGAAUUGCGUCAACACGAGCUGUCCAUGUGCAAGAGUCGCUUGGCCCACACAGCUUUCCAGCAGAAUCAAUCAGAAAUCGAAGAGAUGAAAGAGAAAGUCAAGACCUUGGAACAGCAAAUCUUGGAUGCACGCGAUAAGCAAAAAGCCUCGCAGGCCAAGGUCAAGGAUGUGGAGGCCAAGUUAGCAGAUGCCAAGGGCUAUCGAGAGCGUGAACUAAAGGCGGCCAACAAUGAAGUAAAGGCAGCUCAACAGCGUGCCGACAAGUCGCGGGCCAAUUGGAAAAAACGCGAGCAAGAGUUCGAAACGUUGCAGUUGGAGAUUAGCGAGUUGGAGAAAAGUAUUGAAGCUGCCAAGCAACAGCAUCAGGAGAUGGUGGAUAAUCUCGAAAAGUACAAAGAGGAGUUGGAUGCAUUGCAGCAAAAUAGCUCGAGUGCCGCCACAGAAGUAUCUGAGCUGGAGAAGGCCAUCAAGGCGCAAAAGGACAACUUGAAUAGCCAGAAUAAAGAGAUGCGUAUUCUGCUGGGAAAGAAGGAGAAAAUGCUUAAACAAAAUCAGGAGCUGGAACUCGAAGUCAAGAAGAAAGAAAACGAAAAGAGCAAAAUUAGUGCAGAGGCCAAAGAUGCCAAGAAGCGUAUGGAUGCACUGGAAGUGAAAUACCCCUGGAUACCUGAGGAAAAGAGUUUCUUCGGCAUGAAGAAUACACGCUACGAUUACAGCAAAGAGGAUCCCGUCGAGGCGGGAAAUAAACUAACCAAGAUGCAGGAGAAGAAGGAGAAAAUGGAGCGUACUCUCAACAUGAAUGCCAUGCAAACGCUGGAGCGCGAAGAGGAGAACUACAACGAGACGGUGCGCCGUCGUCAAAUUGUCGAACAGGACAAGGAGAAAAUCAAGCAGAUUAUUGUUAAACUGGAUGAAGAGGAGCAAGGUCAAGUGAAGCGUGCUUGGGAGGCGGUUACCGAGAACUUUAGCGGUAUCUUUAGCACUCUAUUGCCAGGUGCCCAAGCUCUGCUCAAGCCCGUCAAAACAAAUGGUAUUCUGAGUGGCCUCGAAAUCAAGGUCGGCUUCAAUGGCGUUUUUAAGGAUAGUUUGGGCGAGUUGUCUGGUGGCCAAAAGUCUUUGGUUGCCUUGUCCCUCGUCUUGGCCAUGCUCAAGUUCUCUCCUGCUCCGCUCUACAUUCUCGACGAGGUGGACGCAGCUCUAGACAUGUCGCACACACAAAAUAUUGGCAGUAUGCUCAAGCAACAUUUCCGUGAUUCUCAAUUUCUGAUCGUCUCCCUGAAAGAUGGUCUCUUCAAUCAUGCCAAUGUCCUGUUUCGUACUCAGUUCUUGGAAGGCGUCUCCACAAUUUCUCGCACAGUGGGACGUUCAACAGCAAAACGUUAAAUACCAAAAUUGGUUUUUAAUUUAAUAUUUUUCUUUAAACGGUGUCAUUGUAAAAUGUUGUAGACACUAUCUACUCUGUAUUAAUUCAAAUGGAAAUUUUAAUUUCAAUAAAAUGAAGACACAUUUUCAACAGAAUUAACGUUACGUUACCAACUAAAAACAU